This is a messenger RNA of Theobroma cacao (cacao), 1015 nucleotides long. RefSeq lists its product as uncharacterized. The record is from RefSeq and is a predicted model, not a curated record. NCBI's taxonomy places the organism in Eukaryota, Viridiplantae, Streptophyta, Magnoliopsida, Malvales, Malvaceae.
AACGAGGGUAAAAUAGUCAAAUGGAUGUGUCAUAAUCCACGCCCAUCCCAGUCAUCGCCAUAUUCUUUCCCAUGACCCACAGAACCAGACCAAAAUGACCGGAGGUUCCGGUAAAAAUGUAAUAAAAAAGGGCAAAAAGAACACAACGAAUCACCUCCACGCGUCCAAUCUUAUCCGUUACCCCACCACCUUUCUACCUUUCCCCCCAUUUUUUUAAUACCAUCGUCGCUCCUCGGUAACCGCCCUAUAAAUCGUUCAACCUCAAUUUCCACUUCUCCCCAGCAUUGCCCCCAAUUACAGAAACCCUAUAUUUCUCUCUAAAAACCCUAUAAUCAGGCGUUUCAAUGGCUACUCAUCUUCUUACUUUUAGGCCCACCGGAAUCCAGGCCUGUGCUAUUCCCGGUUAUCGAAAACCCGACCCCAACCGCCGGAAGAGUACGUCGUCAUCCUCCUCCGCCAAUUGGUGGGCGCCUAUGUUUGGAUGGUCCUCCGAGCCCGACUACAUUGACUCCGAUCAGAAAACUGAGGCCAAGGAGAAAAGAGAUUGCGAAUCGGAAAGGGAUCUGGGACAACAGUCGGCGAGAACGAAGUUCUCCCCGGGUUGCUUCACGGAGGAGAAGGCGAGGCAGCUCCGGAUGAUGACGACCAAAACGUCAUCGUUUCACGAUGUUAUGUACCACUCAGCGAUCGCUUCUCGACUCGCCUCCAAUUUCAAGGAUCCCUCCGAUCUAUAGAGUCUCCGGCGAGUCAGGGCUUUAUAUGAACUUUUAAUUUUCUUUUUUUUUUUUGUGUAAUUUUGAUAUAUGUAUAUAUAUAUAUGUCAAGUUUUUUAGGGGCUUAGAAAAGAAUGGAAAAGUUAAAUGAUGGAAUGGGUGAGUGAUGACGAUUUGUUCAUCGUUUUAAAAUAGUUUCGUGUAAGAGACGAUGAAUCAAAAUGUAAUUAUUGAAGGUUUGAUGUACAUAGAAUCAUUUUGAAAUCGUAUAAUUUAUCAAUCUUUCUGGAUUAUUUUGCUUU